Molecule: messenger RNA, 2151 nt
Organism: Lagopus muta (rock ptarmigan)
Lineage: Eukaryota; Metazoa; Chordata; Aves; Galliformes; Phasianidae
Product: protocadherin alpha-3-like
Exons: 3
Coding region: 1-2151 (716 amino acids)
Biological process (GO): homophilic cell-cell adhesion
Cellular component (GO): plasma membrane
Molecular function (GO): calcium ion binding
Source: RefSeq, a predicted model, not a curated record
AUGCCCCGCGCUUCCCCGCCGCCUCCAAAAACAUCAGGCGCGUCGGAUGCGGAUAUCGGCUCGAACGCGCAGCUCUCCUACAUACUAAGCCCCUCCGAGCACUUCGCUUUGGAUGUAAAGACGUCAGAUGAAGACAGGAAAUCCCUUUUUCUUGUGCUGACGCAUCCUCUGGACCGCGAGUCGCAGUCGGAGCACAUCUUGGUGAUGACGGCGAGUGACGGGGGCAGGCCGGCGCUGACGGGCACGGUGCAGCUGCUGAUCUCGGUGCUGGAUGCGAACGACAACGCGCCGCAGUUCAACCAGUCGGUGUAUAAAGUGCAGCUGCCGGAGGACGCGGCGGAGGGGACGCUGGUGGCGCGGGUGGCGGCCACGGACCCGGACGAGGGAAUUAAUCAGGAGUUUUCCUUCAGCAUCGUCGGAUCUGUUCCUGCAUCUCAGAAAGAUGCAUUCAGCAUUGAUCCGCGAACGGGGGAGAUCCGGCUCCGAGUCCCCCUGGACUUCGAAGAAGUCCGUUUACACGAGUUGCAAAUCGAGGCGAGAGAUCAAGGUUUUCCUCCGUUGUCGGGCCACUGCAGCGUGGAGCUGGAGGUGCUGGACGUGAACGACAACGCGCCCGAGGUGUGGGUGACGUCGCUGUCGGUGCCGGUGCCCGAGGACGCGGCGCUGGGGACGGUGGUGGCGCUGCUGAGCGUGUCGGACCGGGACUCGGGUCCGAACGGGCGGGUGCGGUGCGCGGUGGUGCCGGCGUCGCCGUUCGGGCUGGUGGCGACGUUCGCGGGCUCGUACUCGCUGGUGCUGCGGGAGGCGCUGGACCGGGAGCGGGUGUCGGAGUACGAGGUGGAGGUGCGGGCGGAGGACGGCGGGGCGCCGCCGCUGCGCGCCAGGCGCGGGCUGCGGGUGCCGGUGUCGGACGUGAACGACAACGCGCCGGCGUUCGCGCAGGCCGUGUACACGGUGCUGGCGCGGGAGAACAACGCGGCGGGCGCGGAGCUGGCGCGGCUGUGGGCGCGGGACCCGGACGAGGCGGGCAACGGGCGCGUGAGCUACUCGGUGUGGGAGGGCGGCGCGGGGAUGGGCGCGGGCUCGGGCUCGGGCUCGGGCUCGGGCUCGGGGUGGCGUCCGGCGUCGAGCUACGUGUCGGUGGAGGCGGAGAGCGGGCGGCUGCGGGCGCUGCGUCCGCUGGACUACGAGGAGCUGCAGGUGCUGCAGUUCGAGGUGCGGGCGGUGGACGCGGGGGAGCCGCCGCUGUGCGGCAACGCCACGGUGCAGCUGUUCGUGGUGGACGAGAACGACAACGCGCCGGCGCUGCUGCCGCUGCCGCUGGCGGGCGGCGGGCCGGGGCCGUGGUCUGCGGGCGAGGCGGCGGAGCCGGCGUGGCGGGCGGCGGGCUCGGCGGGCUCGGCGGGUUCUGCGGGCUCGGCGUCGUCGUCGUGGUCGCUGUGGGCGCGGGCGGCGCUGGGUGCUCCGGCGGGGCAGGUGGUGGCGAAGAUCCGCGCGGUGGACGCGGACUCGGGCUACAACGCGUGGCUGCGCUACGAGCUGCGGGAGCCGCGGGGCGAGGGCCCGUUCCGCGUGGGGCUGUACAGCGGCGAGGUGAGCACGGCGCGGGCGCUGGAGGAGGCGGACGGCCCGCGGCAGAGGCUGCUGAUCGUGGUGCGGGACCACGGGGAGCCGCCGCGCUCGGCCACGGCCACGCUGAGCGUGUCGCUGGUGGAGGGCGCCGAGGCGGCGCUGGCGGCGGCGGGGGCGGGGGCGGUGUCGGCGGGGGCGGGGCCGCGGGCGGCGGCGGGCGCGGAGGGCGGCUCUGCGGCGGCGGCGGCGGCGGCGGCGACGAACGUGUGGCUGGUGGCGGCCAUCUGCGCGGUGUCGAGCGUGUUGGUGCUGGCGGCGGUGCUGUACGGGGCCGGGCGCUGUGCGCCGCGGGCGGCCGUGCCGGCGGGGCCCGGGCCGGCGACGCUGGUGUGCGCCAGCGAGGUGGGCAGCUGGUCGUACUCGCAGCGCCAGAGCCGGAGCCUGUGCGUGGCCGCGGCCGCGGACGGCGCGGGCAAGAGCGACCUGAUGGUGUUCAGCCCCAACUGCCCGCCGCCGCCCGGCCCCGCGCCGAAGGAGACGCCGCACGAGCCGCCCUCUCUGCUCGACACGGUUCCUUAG